This is a messenger RNA of Closterium sp. Naga37s-1, 741 nucleotides long. NCBI's taxonomy places the organism in Eukaryota, Viridiplantae, Streptophyta, Zygnematophyceae, Desmidiales, Closteriaceae. The record is from the annotation of a GenBank genome assembly.
AUGUUUACCAUCUUCCACAAGGGUGUGGCUCCCAGCCAACCCGAGCUUCAGUGCGCUCUUGCGGACGCAGCAGACCCGGGUAACGUUCACUCGGGAGGUGCCGCUGUCGGAGAUUUCCUGAAGAACAAUUCUUCGGCUACAGUGCUGCACAUCGAUGACAACCUCGAGAUUGCCUUUACAGGGGACAAUGGCAGACAAUUUGCCUCGUGCGACGACAUUUUCUGCACCUUCGUCGGCAACCUCGAGAACCUCCCGCAAAUGCGGGUAGCGUACGGUCUCACCCGGUACCGGAUCUGCGAGGCCGCGUUCGUGAUCGAGGUGUACAAGACGCUGCGUGACAGAGCUCCGUGCACAGUGGAACACGCCCUUUCAGAGUUCCGGGGUCCGUUUUCGUUCGUGCUGUACGACCAGAAGCAGAAGAAGGUGUUUGUCGCUCAGGACGCGUAUGGGAAGCGACCGCUGUACUGGGGACUGUGCAAGGACUCGGUUCUGGCGAUUUCGGACAAGUGCGACACGCUCCGGAAGAACUGUGGACGCUCCUUCGCUCCCUUCCCCAAGGGAUGCUACUUCUCCACGGCAGCGGGACUGAACAGCUACGAGCACCCUGAUCGCAUGCUCAAGGCCGUGCCGCACAUCGACAGCCAGGGCCAGCUUUGCGGCUCCACCUUCGUCGUGGAUCAGAAGAUGCGCUUCAGACAAAUGUCGCAAGUGGGGAGCGAGUGCGAUCUGACAGCCAUCUAG